Molecule: messenger RNA, 456 nt
Organism: Dothidotthia symphoricarpi CBS 119687
Lineage: Eukaryota; Fungi; Ascomycota; Dothideomycetes; Pleosporales; Dothidotthiaceae
Exons: 3
Coding region: 90-395 (101 amino acids)
Source: RefSeq, a predicted model, not a curated record
CCGCAGCAACACGACUAUGCUUGCCACCGUCUUCGGUGCCGCUUUCGGCAUGCAGCUGGCUUUCGACACGUCGUCGGAUAAGGUGUGGGAUGCGUUUAACCGCGGUCGCCAAUGGAAGGAUAUUAAGAAGCGGUAUAUGGAGGCGGCUGAGGAUGAUGAGUAGGGAGGGAUUAAGCAGGAUGGUGGGAGUAGGGUUGUGGAUGGGUGGAUUCUCCGCUGAAGGGGGGGUGAUGGGGUGUAUACUACUGCGUGCGCAAUUCUAUGGAUGGGUGCUGAUGGUUGAUUGCACUUGUGGCUUGGUGCACUUGUCUGGUUUACUUGUCUUGUCUCGCUUUGCAUGUGGUGUUAUUGUGUACAGUCAUCAGAUUGGCCAUGUGGCGGUGAUAUGGCAAUGACAUGAUGGCGUAUUGGUGGUGCCUGCCUGCGGACUUCCGUGGGUGGGGAGCUCUCCAGGGC